Molecule: messenger RNA, 1400 nt
Organism: Drosophila ananassae
Lineage: Eukaryota; Metazoa; Arthropoda; Insecta; Diptera; Drosophilidae
Gene: Ssl2
Product: adipocyte plasma membrane-associated protein
Exons: 4
Coding region: 143-1396 (417 amino acids)
Biological process (GO): biosynthetic process
Molecular function (GO): strictosidine synthase activity
Source: RefSeq, a predicted model, not a curated record
GAAUCGAUUGAUCGCAGUUUGUUUAGUUGGAAGAGGUAAACUUACUCGUAAUCAUGACUAUCAUCACCAGCAGCAAACGCCCAGCAGCUCGCGGCUUAUCGAGGGUUCAAUGAGCACUUUCAGUUGACUAUUGACGCUAAAAAUGGGUUUCAUUCAGUCUUUCCUUAAAAAAUGUGUUUAUUUUGUCAUAUUUCUUGGCGCUAUAUUUUUCCUUCCUGGAUUACCGCCCAACACGACUUUUCAGUUUAAAGAAUAUGUGAUUAAACCCCCAAGGGAGCUAACUGGGGUGCUCCAACUGAAUACUCAUCUUGACGGAGCGAAACAUUUAUUUAAGGGUCAAGUGUUUGGCCCGGAGAACCUUCUACGCGGAAAAGAGGGCCUAUACACGGGUAUUCAUGGAGGAGAGGUCGUACAGUUGAAUGUGGAAAAGGAGCUUCUUGAAACUAUAACAAAAGUGGGAGAGCCUUGUGAUUAUAUGUUCGACGAUAAAAAGUGCGGAUAUCCUGUGGGUUUGGCUCUGGACACAAAGGGGAACAAUCUGAUUGUGGGUGAUGCCUAUCAUGGAUUAUGGGAAGUCAACAUAAAAUCGAAUAAGAAGACUCAGUUGGUGUCCCCGAAGGAGAUUCUCCCAGGCACAAGAGUUGAUCGUCCUGCUCAACUAUUUAACAGUGUGGCAGUUGCCCGGAAUGGGGACAUUUAUUGGACUGAUUCCCUAUCUGAUGAUGUAGCUUUGGUUUUGUUUGCCAAUCCCUCGGGGCGUCUUUUCAGAUACGAUCGGGAAAGGCGGACCAACGAAGUACUCUUGGACGGACUUGCCUUUGCCAACGGAGUAGCUUUAAGCCCGAAUGAAGAUUUUGUUGUCGUGGUCGAAACGGCAGCCAUGCGAUUGUUGAAGUAUUAUCUUAAAGGAUCCCGAGCCGGUCAAACCGAAGUUUUUGUAGACGGUCUGCCCGGCUUACCGGAUAAUCUUACCCCGGACUCGGAGGGAAUUUGGGUGCCCUUAGGCUUGUCCGUAGACUCUGAGAAUCCUAAUGUGUUUGCCAAAUUGUCGCCACACCCCAAGUUGCGGUUCUUCCUUUCCCGUGUAGUGGCUCUGAUUCAAGCUCCUUUUCAAUUCUUCAAUAGCGUGUAUCCCAACAAUUUUGCUGCCCACCUGUUUCACUCAGCAACGUCUUGGUUCAGCAGCUUGUCGCCAAACCGCUCCACAGUGCUACGGGUGGAUUGGAAUGGAAACAUUGUGAAAGCCUUUCACGGAUUUGAUAGAUCAGCAGCUGGAAUAUCGCAUGCCGUGGAAUACAAUGGGCACUUAUACCUGGGCUCGCCAUUCAAUCCUUAUAUAAUCCAAGUGAAAUUGCCGGAAACUGAUGAUAAGUCUACAAAUAAACAGAAAGUUUAAUAAA